GAGCGAGAGGGGUUUGGUGAAAGAAGAGACGGUGAGGAUGAUGAUGAGUGUGGUGACGCCGUGGCAGACCUCCCCGCUAUUCUCCUUGUUACCCUUAAAUCCCCGUAAUACCCCUCUCAGCAGCCUACGCUCGACUCCCCACUCGGCUCGUUUAUCCAUGGCCGCUUCCACUCAGUCAACUCCAGCUGUUGAGAAGGGAGACGACGGUGACAACAUGUUUCAGUUGAUUCAGUCUCAUCAGGAAAAGGCUUCUCGCCUUCCCCCGGUUCAGGAAAUCCGAACUCUUGUCGAUCGUAGUGUUCGCGGAGUGCUCUCUACCUUUUCACAGAAGUAUGAGGGCUAUCCAUCAGGAUCCAUGGUCGACUUUGCAUGCGAUGCUGAUGGAUCUCCCAUUUUAGCUCUGAGCAGUUUGGCACUUCAUACCAAGGAUUUAACUCAAAACCCCAAGUGCUCGUUGCUCAUUGCCAGAGAUCCUGAGGACAGAACUGAUUUGUUGGUCACUCUGCAUGGUGAUGCAAUUCCUGUUUCUGAGAAGGAUCAUGCAGCCAUUCGAACUGCAUAUUUGGCAAGGCAUCCCGAUGCAUUUUGGGUUGACUUUGGUGACUUCCAAUUCAUGCGUAUUGAACCAAAAGUUGUACGAUAUGUCUCAGGGGUUGCAACAGCUUUAUUAGGAUCAGGAGAGUUCAAUAAUGAGGAGUAUAAAGCCGCAAAAGUUGAUCCAAUUGCUCAAUUUUCAAAGCCUGUUGCAUCUCAUAUGAAUAAGGAUCAUGCUGAAGAUACUAAAGCUAUUGUGCAGCACUCAACUUCAAUUCUGGUCGACUUUGCUUACAUUCUGGACUUGGAUUCAGUUGGUUUUAAUGUCAAGGCUUCUUAUCAGGGUAGUAAUUUCAAGCUUCGAAUACCUUUUCCUAGACGUGCAGUGGAUCGAAAGGAUGUGAAGACUCUAAUAGUGGAAAUGCUUCAUGCGGCAAAUGCUCAAGUUAGUUGAUCUCACAGCAACCAAAGAGGAUAUUUCUGCAUUUCAUGAGUGCCUUUCUCUAGAUAUGGAAAAAUCUGGACUUGGAAAAUGUGAAUUGGGAUGAUGUGAAAAGAUUGCUCGUUUCUGUUAAAUGCUAAGAAAGAAAAUCUCCAAUUUAGUCAGACCUCACUGUAUCAAACAAGGCUACCAAAAUCAUAAAUUGUUAUACAUAGAUGAUCAUUGUAAAUCUUGUCCUUUCGUGUUCGUCUAUGGUAUGUUUAAUAAAGAAUACAUUCUCAUACAACUUAAUGGAAUUUGAAAUAUGAGAGAAGUUGAUAAUUGAUAUAUAGGUUCAUCUGUGCCUGUCAUAUACUUGUUUAUCAGUUAUUGUUAAAUCAUUUAUUUAUGGAAAUCUUGAUUUGACUGACUUCCGUGUAGGCAGAUUUUAGGUCUGAAUAUUGAUCCAAAGUAUUCAAUAUGUAAUGAAAAAUCAUAACAGAGGUUAUGAUUUCUCAGAGUACGAUAUCUUUUAAUUUGCUUUUGCACAGUAAGUUGGUAUCUGUAAACAAAUUAUGAUUAUGAUGUGUAUUGUUGCAAGUGAAGAUGGAGAAUUUGAUUGGUUUGGAGUUGAGAUUCUCAGCCUCCUUACACAAAGUGUGUCUAUUGCCACCCCACAAAUCACUUUAUUUACCCCCACAUUCUUUUCACAACUUGCUUAUAUAUUUUUAAUUGUAAAUCUACUUUGUUCACCCAUUUUUAUAUCUAAAAUACCAUAUUUUCAAUUUUACUUUGUUCACCCUGCAUUCUCUUCUCAUCUAAUUCUAUUUUAUUCACCACACGUUCUCUUCACACCUUACUUAUAUAUUUUUAUUUGUAAGUCUAUUUUGUUCACCCAUUUUUUAUGUCUAAAAUACUAUUUUUCAAUUCUACUUUAUUCACCCUACAUUUUCUUCUCAUCCUACAUAUAAUUUCAUAUUUGUUUUUGUUUUGUUCACCAUACAUUUUCUUUUUCAUUUUAAAUUUAUUUAUUUUAGCCUACAUUCGCUAAACAAACAACUAUUAUUUUGAAAUAGCUCUGAUGCCGAUG
Messenger RNA from Fragaria vesca subsp. vesca, 2045 nucleotides. RefSeq lists its product as uncharacterized. The record is from RefSeq and is a predicted model, not a curated record. Bases 38 to 988 code for a protein of 316 amino acids. Lineage: Eukaryota; Viridiplantae; Streptophyta; Magnoliopsida; Rosales; Rosaceae. The transcript has 12 exons.